GCAACGCGGACGUAAACAGACGGCGAGUGUCGUAAAAGCGUCUGGCAGUCUCGCAGCGAGUAAAAGAGCUCCAUUGUGCUCGCAGAGCAGCGCAGGCAAGACGAGCGGAACAAGAUCGUCUCCUCACCCGCCGACACCUUCGCGAUACUCGGACGCAGCGGCGCGGCUGUGCCCGGCGGAGGGUGACCGCGUCCCCCCCGGCGACAGGAGCCGGACUAUGAAGAGUUAAGUGUUUAUUAGUGCGGCUAGCAGGCUAGCUCGGCUACAUGCACCCAGGCUGCUGCUGCUGCUGCUGGCGCGGGAAAACCAACAAACCUCCGUCAAGCUGCUUUUUUUUCCUUCACAUUUCUCCACCUUUCCUCGCCGUCUCUGCCGCCGCCGUCCACCGCAGAAGGAAACGGGCGGAAGAUCGAGCGACGGUUUCCGCUCGCAAUUGUCCACUCCGAGGAAGCAGAAGUCGCUCAAGGCUUGCGGGCGGAAGGCGUGCCACCAAGGGUCAGCCUGGUUGAACAUGACUCCAGAGCCACUGCGGGCACGGCCAACUCCCACCCAGCUUGUGGCCCUGGAGGCCGAGCCCAUGCACCAUGAUGGAGAGGCAUUGAGGUCAACUCGCUGACCACCGUCUCAAUACCUCAAAGCCCCCGACCCCCGACCUCCGACCCCAUCAUGCUGCGCUUCCUGCCUCUCAAACUGGGCCGCCUGUACCGCUGUCUCAAGCUCCUGUUCGUGGUGGGCUUGUUCGUCAUCCUGCUGAUGAACACCCACAACCUGUUUGCCUCCUUCCAGAAGAACGAGCUGACGGACCGGCGCUUCAUCAACCUCAACAAGUGUCCCGCCUGCUUCGGCACCAGCUGGUGCCGCAAGUUCAUGAACGGUCAGGUGUCGUUUGAGACCUGGGGGCGCCUGCGCUUCCUGGACAUCUUCAACGUCAAGAACGUUUACUUUGCUCAGUACGGGGAGCCCCGGGAGGGCACCCGUCGAAUUGUACUGAAACGUCUGGGCUCCAACCAGGAGCUGGCCGAGAUAGACCAGAAGAUCUGCAAGAGGGCCACGGGCAGGCCUCGCUGCGAUCUGAUCCAGGCCAUGUACAAGACCGAAUUUGCCAGGAUCAACGGUGACGUGCGUCUACUCACUCCGGAGGUGGUGGAGGGCUGGUCGGACCUGGUGCACUGCCCCUCCCAGAGGCUGCUGGACCGGGUGGUCCGGCGCUACGCUGAGACCAAAGACUCUGGCAGUUUCCUGCUCAAAAACCUCAAGGACACGGAAAGAAUGCAGCUGCUCAUGACCUUGGCAUUCAACCCGGAACCGCUUGUCCUGCAGUUUUCCCUUUCUCUUACCACCUCCCCCAGAACCUUCACUCUGUCCUGGGCUGACACGGACGCGAGCACCUAGCGCCAUCUGCUUGUGCGCACAUCAAUGGAUGACCUUAUCUCCUCAGCCCGCUACGCUUCUUGACAGUAGGAUCUUCAGUCAAAUAUCAACGUAAACACUCAAAGCUCUUUCAACAAACACGCUUAGUUUUUCCCCCUUUUGGCUUGUUGUUGACUUAAUGAGGUUCUGCGCAAUCAAUCAGGAUUCCCUGGGAACUAAAGCCUCGGUAAACAUUGAGGGUCCUUCAGGCUCACAGUGGGCCAAAGGUGACACCUGAAACACGAUCCUCCACAGUCCAGGUAUUUAUUGGAGAGCAAAGGCCAUUACCUUACCAGGAAGUAUUGAAUAUCUCUUCAAGGAAGAUAACAGAAGAACACCAAUGUUUUUCUUGUUGCGUAUACAUUCUAAAUCGUA
Messenger RNA from Entelurus aequoreus (snake pipefish), 1785 nucleotides. RefSeq names its product divergent protein kinase domain 2A-like. Bases 667 to 1392 code for a protein of 241 amino acids. The record is from RefSeq and is a predicted model, not a curated record. The transcript has 3 exons. Lineage: Eukaryota; Metazoa; Chordata; Actinopteri; Syngnathiformes; Syngnathidae.